This is a messenger RNA of Peronospora matthiolae, 1569 nucleotides long. The record is from the annotation of a GenBank genome assembly. NCBI's taxonomy places the organism in Eukaryota, Oomycota, Peronosporomycetes, Peronosporales, Peronosporaceae.
AUGUCUGAUGACGAAGAAGAUGCAAGCGUCUACGAUCAAGAUGACGACUCGACGCCUCCAACAUUUUGGCGUGGAAGUGCAAACGCAGUGGAAGCAACGGACCUAGCAGAACCUUUUUCCGUGCGGCAAAACUGCCAAGAGGCCAAAGGCGCGAUCGGCACCAAGUGGGUGUUCAAGAUCAAGCGCAAAGCGGAUGGAUCGGUCGAGAAAUACAAGGCGCGUCUCGUUGCCAAGGGCUUCAAGCAGAAGUACGGCAUCGACUACACAGAGACGUUCUCGCCCGUGGUCAAGUACGUGACACUGCGUAUGGUGAUCGCGAUCACCAAGUAUUUCGACUGGCCACUGGACCAACUCGAUGUGGUGACAGCCUUUCUCUACGGAGUGAUGAAGGAGAAGGUGUACUGCGUGAUACCAGAAGGCGUCGAGAUGGAUGGCGACUUCGACUGUCUCGAGUUGGUGAAGGCGAUCUACGGUCUCAAGCAAGCUUCACGUGUGUGGAACGAGACUUUCGACGAGUUCGUAUGCUCCAUCGGUUUCGAAGCGUCGGCGUUCGACCCAUGUCUCUACAUCAAGGUUGUCGACGGUCACUGUGUGCUCGUGCUGGUCUACGUGGAUGACGUGUUGGUCACCGGCAGCUCGCUCGAGUUGAUUGCGCAGACGAAGGCCGACCUCAAGACGCGUUUCGAGAUGACCGACAGUGGCAAGUGUACUUUUGUACUGGGCAUCGAACUGGUGGACGAAUCGGAUGGCAGCGUGACGAUGUGCCAGCGACGGUAUGUCAACGACAUCCUCAAGCGCUUCGGCAUGGAUGAGUGCAAGGCCACAGCAAGUCCGGUCGACUUGAGCACUCGGCUUGUCGCAAGCAGCGAAGCGGCCAAGAUCGACGUUCCGUUUCGUGAAGCUGUGGGAGCUUUGAUGCACUUGACGACUGCGACGCGCCCGGACAUUGCGUAUGCUGUGGGGUACGUCUCGCGCUUCAUGGAGAAUCCGCAGCAAGAACAUUGGACGGCGGUGAAGCGCAUCUUUCGUUACUUGCAAGGGACCAAGUCGCACGGACUCCGCUUCCAGCCAAGCGACAAGAUCGACUUUCGUGGCUACUCGGACGCGGACUGGGCCGGCGACCACGCUGAUCGCAAGUCGACUUCGGGUUACACUUUCAUGCUGAUGGGUGCUCCUGUGAGUUGGGGAAGCAAGAAGCAGUCAAGUGUGUCGCUGUCGACGAGUGAAGCGGAAUACAUCGCACUGAGUCUGGCCAUCCAGGAAGGCAAGUGGGUGCAUCGCCUGCUAUGCGAGAUUUUGGCGGCCGCAAACGAACCAGGACCGGACCUCGUCAUCCGUGAAGACAACCAGUCGUGCAUCAAGAUGACGAAGAAUCCGGUGAAUCAUGGCCGCGCCAAGCACAUCGACAUCAAGUACCAUCACAUCCGUGAUGAGGUCAAGCGCGGUGAAGUGCAGCUCGAGUAUUGCGAGACUUCCGUGAUGAUGGCGGACAUCAUGACCAAGGGACUUUCGGGACCUCGUCACAAGGACUUGACGACGGCUCUCGGCAUUCGUGCGAGUUCGGAUUGA